AUGCAUCCAAAAAUUGGUCUUUCCAAAUAUGCAAAAGCGUGGACACCGGUGGAGGAUGCCUCGAUCUCUGUAAACUAUGGAAACUGGGGCCCAUCUUGGGCUCUGAUUUCCCGCCAACUGCCUGGACGAUCUCCAGUUGAAUGCCGUCGCCGUUGGCUAAGACAAUCGAUUCUGCCCACCUUUCAGGUUCCAGAAAAGCCAGACCCGCAAAUGGGAAUUGAAAGUGCUAAAAGAAGAUCCGCAAUUGAGGAGACAAUUAAAAAAGCCCAUUUGGCUGGACUGCGUGAGUCUCCCGCUUUUCCUGCUUUAAAGGUAAUGAAGCCAUUGACGAAAUCUCAAGAAACAGAAUGGAAUGCACGUUUGCAGGGCUUUGACCAAGUCGGAACCAAAUGGGUUCUUUUCCAAGAAGAAAAAAGAAUUCCACUUCCAUAUGAAAAGCUUUCUUCUACACUUCCUCGUCACCUUCCUCGAUGGAGGGUUCGUAGCCAAGGGUGGAAUUCUGUCGAAGAUGCUGUCCUCAGAGAGGCUUACGAAGUACACGGACCAAAUUGGAUAGCCAUUCAUUACGCACUCCCAAAACGAACAUGGCAGGAAUGCCGCAAGAGACUCACCAUGCUCUCUCUUAGAUGGAACCCGUGCAGCAGCGUAUUCCCGGAAAAAUGCUCAACCGAAACAAGCGGUGCAGAGUGA
Messenger RNA from Mitosporidium daphniae, 690 nucleotides. RefSeq lists its product as uncharacterized. The transcript has a single exon. Bases 1 to 690 code for a protein of 229 amino acids. NCBI's taxonomy places the organism in Eukaryota, Fungi, Microsporidia. The record is from RefSeq and is a predicted model, not a curated record.